Messenger RNA from Trichoderma reesei QM6a, 1641 nucleotides. RefSeq lists its product as uncharacterized. Lineage: Eukaryota; Fungi; Ascomycota; Sordariomycetes; Hypocreales; Hypocreaceae. The transcript has 7 exons. The coding region runs from base 1 to 1641 and encodes 546 amino acids. The record is from RefSeq and is a predicted model, not a curated record. Gene Ontology annotation, cellular component: membrane; Golgi apparatus. Gene Ontology annotation, biological process: retrograde transport, endosome to Golgi.
AUGAGGGCUCUUCUCGGGCUUCUCGCCCUGGGCAUGUCGCUCUACGGCGCCCGGGCACUCGAAGUUCCCAUGAACGAAAAAGAAGACUCGCGCCAGUACUGCACAGGAAUGUACAGCCGCACGUCUUGGGGCGGCCCCGUUGAUCCGUUUAUCCUCGUCAAGUUCCUCAACGACACCGCCGCUCAGGGCGACGACCCCAUUGCGAGCCUGGUGAUUUUCGAAUGGAGAGACAGCGAGUUCAUUGGCAUCCCAGAUCCAGAUAUCCAAGCCACGCGACUUGCGCUCUGCGACGACGGCAUGAUCAAGCAGGGCAUCUGCAACUCGACUAACAAAGGCGAAUUUGUCCUGGCCUCGAAUGCGACGGAAAAGUCCCACACGUUGAUCCUGAGCAAGGCGGUCCAUCUCAACAACCCGACCCCGAUCAACUACCCCAUCAAGAAGACUGGCUACUACUGCGUCAUCACCGAGGGCUUCAACAUUGAAAAGUACAACGCCGUCGUGGAGUUCCGAAAUGCCUAUGGCGAGCUGCCGGCAACCCAGAUACCGAAACUUCCUUUCUACGGCGGAAUGUCCAUUCUCUACGCCUUGGUGACCGUCUAUUGGGCCUUUCUCUACUACCAACAUCGGCAUGACAUCCCUAUUCUCAUCUUCUUGGCUAUUGAAAUGCUCCUGACAUGGGGUUUCUACGAUUACCAGAAUCAUCACGGAACGGCCAAUGUCGGGAGUAAGGUCUACCUCAUCGUCGUUGCGAUCCUCAAUGCGGCCCGAAACUCGUUCUCCUUCUUCCUGCUCCUCAUCGUCUGCAUGGGCUAUGGCGUUGUCAAGCCCACCCUUGGCCGCACAAUGAUCUACGUCAGAUGGCUUGCUGCUGCGCACUUUGUGUUUGGUAUUGUCUAUGCAGUUACGAGCUUGCUGGUAUCACCAGAAAGUGCUGGGCCAUUUGUUCUCCUGAUUGUCCUUCCGCUGGCCGGAACUCUGACGGCCUUUUAUGUCUGGACGCUUAACUCGCUCAGCUUCACACUUAAGGAUCUGCGUGAGCGAAAGCAGCACGUCAAAGAAGGCAUGUACAAGAAGCUGUGGUGGGCCAUCCUCAUCAGCGUCUUGGUCAUCUUUGCCUUCUUCUUCUUCAACAGCAUCACCUUUGCGUCGGUCAACGAUCCCGACUUCGUCCCCUUUCACUGGAAGACCAGGUGGUUCAUCCUGGACGGCUGGCUCAACAUUGUCUACUUUGCAGACGUUGCCUGGGUCGCCUACAUCUGGCGUCCCACGGCCAACAAUCGCCGCUUUGCCAUGAGUGACGAGAUUGCGCAGGAUGACGACGGCAACUUUGAAAUUGGCGACAUUGGCAUGCCCGACGACUCGGACGACGAAGAGGCGCAGAUUGGCAAUAACAAGCCCGCUGCCAACUAUGGACAGGAGAGUGGCUUGACAGGCGCUGGGCUGGCCCAGCCGGGCUCUAGCAGGCCUGCUCCCAGUGGCGCGCAGUCACAGGCAACCGCUCGUGGUGGCCCGCGAGAGUCUCUGGACGGCGAGACGAUCUUUGCGGUGGGCGAAGACGGCGACAAGGCAUCGGACAGCGAGGCCGAGAGCGAGGCGGAUAGCAAUGACGAGGACGCCAAGCUUGUCAACAAGAAGCGGUAA